Molecule: messenger RNA, 237 nt
Organism: Protopolystoma xenopodis
Lineage: Eukaryota; Metazoa; Platyhelminthes; Monogenea; Polystomatidea; Polystomatidae
Source: the annotation of a GenBank genome assembly
AUGGAUGUUCGAUGCCAGGAGCUUACAGAGGAUGUCACGCUACUGGCUGAUGAGAAGUCUAAAUUAGUCGAUCAGUCUGCUAGAGACGAGUCUUUAGCUUUGAGAGUAACAACCUUGGAACGAGAUCUAGCAAAGUCUCAAGUUCGCGUGACCGAACUCGAAAAGGUAUUAUAUUUGCAACAAUUUUUCAGAGGUUUUUGUAUCCUUAUCAGAGCAUAUCCGAUUGGACGAUUCUAA